Messenger RNA from Penicillium chermesinum, 1413 nucleotides. RefSeq lists its product as uncharacterized. Gene Ontology annotation, biological process: protein phosphorylation; regulation of mitotic cell cycle. Gene Ontology annotation, molecular function: ATP binding; cyclin-dependent protein serine/threonine kinase activity. The transcript has 2 exons. NCBI's taxonomy places the organism in Eukaryota, Fungi, Ascomycota, Eurotiomycetes, Eurotiales, Aspergillaceae. Gene Ontology annotation, cellular component: nucleus. The record is from RefSeq and is a predicted model, not a curated record. The coding region runs from base 1 to 1413 and encodes 470 amino acids.
AUGUCGGCCUCAAAGUCGCGCUGGGCAGAUGACGAUCCAGAGACAGAAGCGAUCAUCGCCCAGCAAAAGCGUGAGAAGGAGGAAAAGCGCCGCGCCAAGGCAGAGAAACAACGCCAGCUAGAAGAGUCCCGCAAAGCUCAGGCGGCAGCAAAACACAAUGACGCGACACCAAACCCCAGUGGAGACAAAGAACCCCCGAUGAAACGGCGGAGACUGUCCAACGAGCCCAUGGACGCAGAAGUCGGGCAAGACCAGGAGAAGGUGAAGAAAGAAACAACAUUGUUGCGGUUCCCCGUACGAGGAUGGGAGACUUGUAGGCAUGUGGAUAAUUUCGAACGAUUGAACCACAUCGAGGAAGGAUCGUAUGGAUGGGUUUCACGCGCCAAGGAUAUCACCACCGGCGAGAUCGUCGCGCUGAAGAAGUUGAAGCUCGAGAGCUCGCCGGACGGGUUCCCUGUGACAGGUCUGCGGGAAAUUCAAACUCUUUUGGAGGCGCGUCAUUCGAAUGUAGUUUACCUCCGGGAGGUGGUGAUGGGGAACAAAAUGGAUGACGUGUUUUUAGUGAUGGAUUUCUUCGAACACGACCUUAAAACCCUGCUCGACGAGAUGCGCGAGCCAUUCCUCCCAUCAGAGAUCAAAACACUUCUUCAGCAGGUCAUGGGCGGCCUCGAAUUCCUCCACUCGCAAUGGAUCAUGCACCGCGACCUGAAAACCUCCAACCUCCUAAUGAACAACCGCGGUGAAAUCAAAAUCGCCGACUUUGGCAUGGCCCGCUACUACGGCGACCCUCCACCGAAGCUUACCCAAUUAGUCGUGACCCUCUGGUACCGAUCUCCAGAGCUGCUACUCGGAGCUGAGAAAUAUGGCCCGGAGAUCGAUAUAUGGAGCAUUGGCUGUAUAUUCGGCGAAAUGCUCACCAAAGAGCCUCUGCUGCAAGGCAAGAACGAAGUCGACCAGGUCACCAAGAUCUUUGCCCUUACCGGCCCACCAAAUUCCACGAUCUGGCCAGGAUUUCGCUCCUUGCCCAAUGCCAAAUCUCUGAAGAUCCCUUCAUCCUCCACAUCGGCGUCCAGCAACCCGCCUCUCCUGCCUCGCUCAAAAUUUCCAUUUCUUACUAAUGCAGGCCUGGGGCUAAUUUCUGAUCUGUUGGCGCUGAAUCCGGCUUCGCGGCCUACGGCGCGAGAGUGUCUUUCGCAUCCCUAUUUCCGUGAAGAUCCUCGACCAAAGCCCAAGGAAAUGUUCCCGACCUUUCCCUCGAAGGCUGGUAUGGAAAAACGAAGGCGCCACCAUACGCCAGAAGCACCAAAGCGCGGACAGGAGGCGCCAGAGCUGGACUUUGCUAGUGCUUUUGGCUGUGCCCCUGGUGAAGAUUCUGGUGUGGCCGGGGCCGGAUUUACACUUCGCCUAGGCUAG